Arabidopsis arenosa is the source of this 1697-nucleotide messenger RNA. NCBI's taxonomy places the organism in Eukaryota, Viridiplantae, Streptophyta, Magnoliopsida, Brassicales, Brassicaceae. The record is from the annotation of a GenBank genome assembly.
CAUUUCUCACUAAAACCUUUUCUCAAAUCUCUCACCGGAAUAAAAAUCUCUAGGUCACCGGAAAAUUUUGCUUCAUCGGAUUUCUCUUUCUCACCGUCGUCGCUGUUCUCAGCGUACGCAUCUUUAACCGGAUUCUUGAUGCUAUUUAGAUCGAUGCUCCAUGAUUUCGUACCGGAGAAGCUUCGAUCUUACUUCUCUAGCUUACUCGACCGGUUUUUUCACUCCGAAAUCGAAGAAUCUGACGGUGAUUAUCGACGAGAACUUUGGAUUGAACAGGAAUCAAGUCUUCGACGCGGCGGAGAUGUAUCUCCGGAACAAGAUCGGACCUGAUACAGAGCGGUUACGAGUCGGUAAGAUCCCUAAACAGAAACAUUUCACUAUCUCGAUUGAAAAAGGCGAAGAGAUCUUCGAUACUUUCGAGGAUUCCGAGGUGAAAUGGAGUUAUGUUCAAUCGGAGAACGAGAAAGGAGAUAAAGUGAAACGAUACUACGAGCUCACAUUCGAGAAGAAGCUUAGAGACAAAGUCAUGAACUCGUAUCUAAGCCACGUUGUAGCGGAAUCGGAGGAGAUUAAGCGGAAUCUGAGAGUGGUGAAGCUUUAUAGCAGAGAUGUGUAUGCGAGUGAUGAUGAUGAUGGAAUGGCUGGUGGGAAUUGGGGAUGUAUCAAUCUCGAACAUCCAUCGACGUUUGAUACAUUGGCGAUGGAUCCGAAUGCGAAGAAGAAGAUCAUCGAUGAUUUGGAGAGGUUUUUGAAGAGAAGAGAGUUUUAUAAGAGAGUUGGUAAAGCUUGGAAACGAGGUUACUUGUUGUAUGGACCUCCAGGAACUGGUAAAUCGAGCUUGAUUGCUGCGAUGGCGAAUUACUUAAAGUUUGAUGUGUUUGAUCUUGAGCUUAGUAGUAUUUAUGACAAUGGUGAAUUGAAGAGGGUUUUGUUGUCUACGACGAAUCGUUCGAUUUUGGUUAUUGAGGAUAUUGAUUGUAAUGCUAAGGUGAGAGAUAGGGAAGCUGAGAAUCAAGAAGACGAAAAUAGUAAUGGAAAGGUGACUCUAUCAGGGAUAUUGAAUUUCAUUGAUGGGUUAUGGUCGAGUUUUGGGGACGAGAGAAUCAUCGUGUUCACGACGAAUCACAAAGAACGGCUUGAUCCUGCUCUGCUACGUCCUGGAAGAAUGGAUGUGCAUAUCAACAUGUCUUAUUGUACAGGUUUAGGAUUUAGGACAUUGGUCUCUAACUACCUCGGUUUAGAUGGCUUAAACCAUCCUCUUUGCGAGGAAAUCGAGGCGCUGGUCGAUUCUACUGAAGUUACUCCAGCUGAGUUAGCGGAAGAGCUGAUGCAAGACGAUGAUACUGAUGUUGUUCUUCGUGGAGUUAUAAGCUUUGUUGAGAAGAGGAAGGUUGAGAGAAGCAAGACUAAGGAGGAGGUUUCUAUUUGUAAAGCAAAUGAUAAUGACGAAAAACAGAAUGGUUCUUUGGAUUGUGUAAAGAAGAAGAAGAAAGGUGGUAAACAAAAAGGAAAAGGGAAAGGGAAAGGAAAGGCCAAGACUUAUUAGAUAAGAGAUAUCUUUGUACAAUAUCUUGUGUUGUGUUGUGUAACUUGGUAAAUCAAGCUUGUGUUUAACACUAUAAGCCUAAUAAAUAAAGCUUGUAUGGUUCUAAACUUCUACUUUUGACAGAAGCUUCCAAGAAAAUAGUUUUUUAAGU